GGCGCGAAUGAAACACUGCAAACCUCAGCAUCAGCAACAGUACAAUAAGAACAAGAUGGCCCCGUAUACUUUUUGCGCAGUUUGCGCAUUCUCACAUAUCUCACUUUUCGCUCCCGGGUAGCAUUGUCGCUGUGAUAUAUACAUACAACGUCCGAUUCGCGUCCAAGCCUCGAAUACGCGCCGACGCGCCCCACCAUCCUCCAUGAUUCAACAAUCUUCUUGUAUCGACAUGCCCACCAUGUCUUCCGCGAUACGAGAAGUGCCUGUUCAGCUACCGAAGAGCUUCGACCGACCCGACGAGCCAUGGCACCACUACAUCAACAUCGAUCUGAUAUGGUACGUUCUCGGAUACACGGUCUUCCAUCCGUUUGUAUCAUGGGUUGUGGUACUGUGUCUGCGCGCGCAGUAUACACCCUAUGAGAACAUCGAGAUGCGCAUCGCCAUGGCUUGGGCCAUGCUCAUGACCGUCACCGGCAUCUUCGGACUCAUCAGCGACCGGAUCGCGUGGGGAUCUCCGCGCGAGGUAGACCUAGAGGAAGAAGUUAUUGUCAUCACGGGCGGUGUUGACGGUCUCGGCGGUCUGCUGGCAGAGACCUAUGGAAUGCGCAAUGCCAAUAUCGCUGUCCUGGAUAUGAAGGAGGUCGAUGAAGACGAGGCGGAGAACAAGGGUGUCGUUUACUACAAGUGCGACGUGAGCGAUGCAAAGCAGGUUGAAGCCGCCGUAGCCAAGAUCGUGGACGACCUCGGCGCUCCCACUAUCUUGAUCAACAACGCUGGUAUGGUGCAGACCAAGUCAAUUCUCGACUCAACCGCUGAAGAUGUGGAGCGCACCUUCCGCGUCAACACCCUGUCACAGUUCACCACCCUCCGUACAAUCCUCCCGCACAUGCUGAAAGAAGGCCGCGGCACCAUCGUGACAGUCUCCUCCGUCCUCGGCCACCUUGGUGCAGCCAACCUGUCCGCAUACACAGCCUCCAAAGCGGCCCUCCUGGCGCUGCACCAGUCUCUACGCGCAGAACUCGCACAAAACCCCGCCGCAAAGGACAUCAAAACAAUCCUCGUACAACCCGGUCAGAUGGGCACAACAAUGUUUGCAGGCCUCAAGACUCCGAGCAACUUCCUAGCGCCUGUUGUCACGCCAGCCGAUAUCGGAAAGGACAUCAUCAAGCUAAUCGAGAGGGGUGAGAGUGGCGAGAUUGCGCUUCCUCUAUACUCCAAGUAUAUUCACAUCCUUGGAGUACUGCCUGUCGGCGUAAAUCAUCUUGUGCGCAAGUGGAGUGGAAUGGACAAGGCUGUUGGCAAGAUGGGUGAGGCAAGGCAGAGGCAGAAUCUGACGGAGAAGAAAUAAUGGGCUUGCUCAUACCCACGAUACAAUGACAUAUAGAGCAGAUGGUCUCCGACUCUUGUACAAUAUACGUUUCAACGAUCUAUGCGACUAAAGGUCGUAUGCGACUCUACUGGCUUCCCUUAUUCAAUUCUGCGAUCACACUUCCAGCAGCAUACUUUGAUUACGAUAUGUGUUUGCAUCGUUGGGCUAAGCACACCAGUACACCCAAUCAAAUUAUACCAACGUUCACAUGUGAACGAUGGUUUGCGGGACCACUAGCGUCGUAGGGCUGAUAUUAGCGAGCGCUCGCACAUCUCGACCCUGAAAUCGCGACGACGACAUCAUCAUCAC
Messenger RNA from Alternaria rosae, 1678 nucleotides. RefSeq lists its product as uncharacterized. Bases 203 to 1348 code for a protein of 381 amino acids. Gene Ontology annotation, molecular function: oxidoreductase activity, acting on the CH-OH group of donors, NAD or NADP as acceptor. NCBI's taxonomy places the organism in Eukaryota, Fungi, Ascomycota, Dothideomycetes, Pleosporales, Pleosporaceae. The record is from RefSeq and is a predicted model, not a curated record. The transcript has 3 exons.